Puntigrus tetrazona (Sumatra barb) is the source of this 5598-nucleotide messenger RNA. RefSeq names its product dedicator of cytokinesis protein 1-like. The transcript has 51 exons. Gene Ontology annotation, biological process: cell migration; small GTPase-mediated signal transduction. Gene Ontology annotation, cellular component: cytoplasm; plasma membrane. Gene Ontology annotation, molecular function: small GTPase binding; guanyl-nucleotide exchange factor activity. Lineage: Eukaryota; Metazoa; Chordata; Actinopteri; Cypriniformes; Cyprinidae. The record is from RefSeq and is a predicted model, not a curated record. Bases 1 to 5583 code for a protein of 1860 amino acids.
AUGACUGGUCGAAGACAGGAGGAUCCAUUUGCGACAGACUUUAUUCGUGGUCGGACAGGAGGGUCAAACAGGAGCGAACAGCGAUAUACAAGGGGAAUCCAAGAGACAGACUCUGAGAUAGCUGAGAGGAACGGCGUGUGUGAGAACGAAGCAAUCUAUAACUAUGACGCUCGCAGUGAUGAAGAGCUGUCCUUACAGAUCGGAGACACUGUACACAUUCUGGAGACUUACGAAGGGUGGUAUCGAGGGUAUCGGCUGAGGAGAAAAUCGAAGAAGGGAGUGUUUCCGGCGUGUUACAUACAUCUGAAAGAGGCCACAGUCGAAGGCAGCGGACAAAAGGAGACUGUCAUUCCUACCGAGCUCCCGCUGGUUCAUGAGGUCACGACUACGCUUCGAGAAUGGGCGGCAAUAUGGAGAGACCUAUAUGUGGGCGACAAGCGCGAGAUGUUCAACACGGUCCGAGACAUGAUCUACGACUUGAUCGAAUGGCGCUCCCAGAUCCUGUCCGGCACGCUUCCACAGGACGAGCUGUCCGAGCUCAAACAGAAAGUCACCUCUAAGAUGGACUAUGGGAACAAGUAUUUAGACCUGGAUCUGGUGGUGAGAGAUAAAGACGGGAAUAUUCUGGACCCUGACCUGACCAGCACUAUCAAUCUGUUCCGAGCGCAUGAAACCGCGUCCAAGCAGAUUGAAGCUCGCAUCCAGGAGGAAAAGUCUCAGAAGCAGAACUUGGAUUUGAGCAGACAGGCCAAGUUUGCCUCCACACCCUCGUUUGCCCUGUUCGUCACGCUCAAGAAUGUCGUGUGCAAAAUCGGAGAAGAUGCAGAAGUGCUGAUGUCACUAUAUGACCCAAUUGAGUCCAAGUUCAUCAGUGAGAACUAUCUUGUGCGUUGGUCCAGCUCAGGUUUGGUGAAAGACAUCGAUCAGCUUCAUAACCUGCGUGCCGUAUUCACUGAUCUGGGGAGCGAAGACCUGAAGAGGGAGAAAAUCAGCUUUGUUUGUCAGAUCGUUCGAGUGGGCCGGAUGGAGCUCAGAGAUAACAACACUAAGAAAUUAACGUCUGGCCUCCGCAGACCCUUCGGGGUGGCAGUAAUGGACGUCACAGACAUCAUCACGGGGAAGAUGGACGACGAGGACAAGCAACACUUCAUUCCCUUCCAGCCGCUAGCGUUGGAUGACGCCAUUCGCCACAGGCAGCUGAACAUCUCCCGUUUUUCACCCAGGGUGGCGGGCGAGAACGACUUCCUCCAGACCGUCAUCAACAAGGUCAUUGCCGCUAAAGAGGUCAAUCACAAAGGUCAAGGUUUGUGGGUUACGUUGAAGUUGCUUCCAGGUGAUAUUCAUCAGAUCCGUAAAGAUUUCCCUCACCUGGUGGACCGUUCCACCGCCGUCGCUCGCAAAAUGGGCUUCCCAGAAAUCAUCAUGCCAGGUGACGUUCGGAAUGACAUUUACGUGACGCUGGUUCAGGGGGAUUUUGAUAAAGGCAGUAAGACGACGCCUAAAAACGUGGAGGUCACCAUGUCUGUACAUGAUGAAGAUGGGAAGAAACUCGAGAACGUGAUAUUUCCUGGAGCUGGAGAUGAAGGCAUUCUGGAAUAUAAAUCGGUCAUUUACUACCAGGUCAAACAGCCACGCUGGUUUGAAACCAUUAAGGUUGCGAUCCCGAUUGAAGACGUCAACAGGAGUCACCUGCGUUUCACCUUCAAGCACAGAUCGUCUCAGGACUGCAAGGAUAAAUCGGAGAAGAACUUUGCUCUGUCGUUUGUGAAGCUGAUGAGGUACGACGGCACGACGCUGAGGGACGGAGAACAUGAUCUCAUCGUCUAUAAGGCCGAAGCCAAGAAACUGGAGGACUCCUCCAUGUACCUGAGCUUGGCCUCCACCAAACCAGAGAUGGAGGAAAGAAACCCGUCGUCGGGGAAGAACACGCAGAAUCUCGGCAGCUUCUCCAUCAGCAAAGACUCGUUUCAGAUCUCCACGCUUGUGUGCUCCACCAAACUCACGCAGAACGUUGAUCUCCUGGGACUGCUGAAGUGGAGAUCCAACACCAGUUUGCUCCAGCAGAACCUCCGGCACCUGAUGAAAGUGGAGGGAGGCGAGGUGGUCAAGUUUCUGCAGGACACUUUGGACGCCCUUUUCAACAUCAUGAUGGAGAACUCGGACAGUGAAACCUUUGAUACUCUUGUGUUUGAUGCUCUGGUGUUUAUAAUCGGGCUGAUCGCCGACAGGAAGUUCCAUCACUUCAAUCCGGUCCUGGAGACCUACAUCCGCAAGCACUUCAGCGCCACCCUGGCCUACACAAAGCUGACAAAAGUCCUGAAGAACUACGUGGAUAAUGCUGAGAAGCUGACGGAGCAGCUGCUGAAAGCUCUGAAGGCUUUAGAGUACAUCUUCAAGUUCAUCGUGAGAUCCCGAGUUCUCUUCAACCAGCUCUACGAGAACAAAGGCGAGAGCGAUUUCGUGGAGUCCCUGAGGAAUCUCUUCGCCUCGUUUAACGCCAUGAUGAACAGCAAUGCUGAAGGGACCGGCGGGGUGAAGGGUGCUGCACUGAAAUAUGUUCCGACUAUCGUCAAUGAUUUGAAACUCGUCUUCGAUCCAAAGGAGCUCAGUAAGCUGUUCAGUGAGUUUAUUCUCAAAGUUCCUCUGGGGCGUCUGGUGAAGCAGAAGUUGAACUGCAUGAUUGACAUCGUCCACAGCGACCUGUUUACUCAGCAUGACUGCAGAGAGAUCCUGCUGCCUUUGAUGACGGAGCAGCUCAAACUUCACCUGGAGAGUCACGAGGAGCUGGACUCCUGCUGCCAGCUGCUCAGCAACAUCCUGGAGGUGCUUUACAGGAAGGACGUGGGGCCGACGCAGUGGCACGUACAGAUCAUCAUGGAGAAGCUGCUGAGGACGGUAAACAGGACGGUGAUCUCCAUGGGCCGGGACUCUGCUCUCAUAGGCAGUUUUGUGGCGUGCAUGACGGCCACUCUGCGGCAGAUGGACGACUAUCACUACACACACCUCAUCAGCACCUUUGGGAAGAUGCGCACAGACGUGGUGGACUUCCUCAUGGAGACGUUCAUCAUGUUUAAGGAUCUCAUCGGGAAGAACGUGUAUCCUGCCGACUGGGUCAUAAUGAAUAUGAUGCAGAAUAAAGUCUUCCUGCGAGCCAUCAAUCAGUACGCCGCCGUACUCAGCAAGAAGUUCCUCGAUCAAACCAACUUUGAGCUGCAGCUGUGGAAUAACUACUUCCACCUCGCUGUGGCAUUCCUUACCCAGGAGUCUUUGCAGCUGGAGAACUUUUCGAGUGACAAACGGGCCAAGAUCUUCCACAAGUAUCAAGACAUGAGGCGACAGAUCGGCUUCGAGAUCCGAGACAUGUGGUACAAUCUGGGUCCGCACAAAAUCAAGUUCAUUCCUGAGAUGGUGGGCCCGAUUCUGGAGAUGACGCUGGUUCCUGAGAUUGAGCUGCGGAAAGCCACCAUUCCCAUCUUCUUUGACAUGAUGCAGUGCGAGUUUCACUUCAGACGCUGCUUCCAGACGUUUGAGAACGAGAUCAUCACCAAGCUGGAUCACGAGGUGGAAGGCGGUCGAGGAGACGAACAGUACAAAAUCCUCUUCCAGAAGAUGCUGUUGGAGUACUGUCGACGGCACCGCUAUCUUUCUCAGUCCGGUGAGGCAUUGGCUCUGCUCUUAAGUAGUCUGCUGGAGAACCUGCUGGCUUACCGCACCAUCACCCAUGAUGAGAGCCCCGAGCUCCGCAUGAGCUGCACCGUCAAUGUCCUGAACUUUUACAAAGAAAAGAAAAGGGAGGAUAUUUAUAUCCGGUAUUUGUACAAGUUACGUGAUCUACAUCUGGACUGUGAGAACUACACCGAGGCUGCCUACACACUGCUGCUCCACGCUGAACUGUUGGAGUGGUCCGACAAGCCGUGCGCGCCCCACCUGAUCCCAUGGGACGGAAGUCAGGGGUUGACACAGCAAGAGCUAAAGGAAAGACUUUUUCAGGAGAUAAUGUGCAAUCUGGACAAGGGCAAAAUGUGGGAGAAGGCCAUCGAGAUGGCCAAACAGCUUGUUAAACUUCACGAAAACCAGAUGUUUGACUUCAUAGAGCUCAGUCAGCUGCUGAAACAGCAGGCGCAGUAUUAUCAAAACAUCAUGCACGCAAUGAGACCUCAGCCGGAAUAUUUCGCAGUGGGAUACUACGGACAAGGUUUUCCAUCCUUCCUCAGGAACAAAAUGUUCAUUUACCGUGGUAAAGAGUAUGAGUGGCUGGAGGACUUUAGCUUGAAGCUGUUGUCUCAGUUUCCCAACGCUGUGAAGAUGACCAGCACAUCGCCCCCUGGUGACAACAUCUGUAACUCAUCCGGUCAACAUAUCCAGUGUUUUACGGUGAAGCCCGUCUUAAACUUACCUUCACCGUUCAAGGACAAAGAACUUCCUGAACAAAUCCUCAAUUAUUACAGAACAAACGAGGUGGAAAAGUUCCAGUAUUCAAGACCGUUCAGGAAAGGAGAAAAAGAUCCCGACAAUGAGUUUGCUACCAUGUGGAUCGAAAGGACCACCUAUAUUACAGCAUACCGCUUCCCAGGAAUCCUCAAGUGGUUUGAAGUGAAGUCCAUGUCUGUGGAAGAGAUCAGCCCUUUGGACAAUGCCAUAGAAACCAUGGAGCUGGCCAAUGAGAAGCUGAGUAAUCUGGUCCAGCAGCAGGCGUGUGACCGCUCUCUUCCUGUGCACCCUCUCUCCAUGAUGCUCAAUGGAAUUGUGGACCCUGCAGUCAUGGGUGGCUUUUCCAACUACGAGAAGGCAUUUUUCACAGAGGCCUACAUGAAGAAGAACCCUGACCACCUGGAACGCAUUGAAGUCUUAAAACACCUGAUCGCAUUGCAGAUCCCUCUGCUUGAUGAAGGGAUCCGGAUCCACGGAGAGAAAUCCACGGAGCAGCUCAAACCCCUUCACAACAGACUCGUCACCUGCUUCCAGGACCUGCGUGCUAAAGUGGAGAAACUCUACGGUGUCAUUACUCUGCCCUGCUCUCUGACAGAAAAGAAGAAGAGUCGCGUGGGGUCAGUGGUAAUGCCGUACAUCAUGUCCUCCACACUCAGACGGAUGUCCACCAUCUCAAACGCCUCAUCUGGACACUCAAGCGGCUCGGGCUCCUCCGACGGAAACUCCUCCAGACCUGCUUCCCAGGAUUCUCUGCUCUCCCGCGUGAGCGACAGCAGGGUUUCGGUUCUGUCUCGCUCGGAGGAAGAUAAUCGGAUAAGUAAGAAGAACAGGAAAGAAUGGAGCAUGAGCAAGUCUCAGGUCUUACUGGAGCGACCCACUGACAGCGACGAGAUUCCUCCAGAGAAGCAGCCGAGGCCUAAAAGUCUGACGAUCGGAGACCGGAGACUUACGCUGUCGCUGUUUCAUGGAGAUUCAUCUAAUUUGAGUUUACACAACCCUCUCAGCCCUCUGCCUGCCUCGCCGCACACACCACGCAGCUCCAGUGAGUGCUCAACCACACAGCUGACACCUACCCAGAUGAUUGUUUUUUUUUUUUGGUUUUCCUUUGCUGUGGUGCACGAAUAUGGUAAUGCUGCCAUCGCUGUACUAUAGUACCACUGCAGUACU